UGUGUUUUCGGAUCAUCUACGUUAAACAAACAUACAUACAGUCUUCCGCUCUUCGGCAUGGCCAUAAAGACUGCUAGCGCGUGGCUUAUGUGAGGGAACUAUAAAUCCGUCAUUGGACACGAGGUGCGAGCUUUUUGUAUCUGAACUCUGUUGAACAACUUUUUCCUGAAUUUUUUCUCAUUGGUUGAUAGACUCUUGCGGAUAUUCGGUUGAUAUUUGUGUUUCUUAAUGUGCAAUAAAAUUGUUUUGCAUAAUAAUUAAUUUCAAUAUAAUUUGUGCAAUAUUUUAAAUGACAAAUGACUUAUCAGUUUUCGAAUGAAAUUUUUUUAAUUUACAAAACACUUCCGAUCAGCUUAACAUGUUAAUCAUUAUAUUUUAUUAACGCAAAGAAAAGACAUCAUGUAGAAGUUAUUAAAGAAAUCGAAUGAAGUAAAAAAAGCGACGUGAAAUCAGAUUGCAAUAAAAACAAAGUCGUAUUUCAGCGUUCAUGUGUGUAAAAGCUCAGUGGUCGCGUGCAGUACGAUCACGUCAGAAGCAUACAGCAUUGCACUGAACUAGUGCUUUUCAUUAGUGAUCCUUUAUAUGCCCUCAGUGCAAUCUUUUGUGCAUUCGACUUUUUCAAGUGAAUAAUCAAUUUGAAUAUGCCGGAUUUGUAAAUUCAACUGCUAAUAGGAUACGCGUCUUGCGGAAGAAUAUAAAUGAGAAAAGAUUUCAUCUUUCGCCAAGUCAAAAAGUGCUUUAAUACGAGUGAGUCGGUCAAGUAGCAAUUAGUGAAUUCGGUCACAGACGCUUUGAUAAAGGAGGUGCCGAUGCAUAAGCGGCCAUACGAUGCCGGCACCAGAUACCAGCUGAGAGUCCGUAGUCGACCAUACAUUUGCAAGGACUAUUUGGCGAAUAUUAAUUUAGAAAAAUGAAGAACUUAAAUGAAAAUAAAGUAUUGAACCAUGAAAAUGGCCCAGAAACGAAAAGACUAUUGAAUAUUUCCACAACGCCAGUGACUCCACUUCCAAGUCCUAAGCCUCCAACAAGCGUCGUUGACGAUGUAUUUCGACAAUUACCAAUUACCGAAGAAAUAUCUUGCGGGAUUUGGUGUUUCCGCGGUCCCCUUCUUCAAAGGUUUGCCAACAAAAAAGUCUAUGUGUUUCUAUAUGGAGUCCUUGGGUGUAUUUUCUCUGCAAGUUAUGCCUACUUUAAUGGCACGAUUACUACCAUUGAAAAAAGGUUCAAAAUCCCAUCAAAAACAACAGGCUUCAUAACAGUAGGAAACGACAUAUCGCAGUUACUUGUGUCAGUGGUGCUCUCAUAUUACGCAGGCAAAGGUCACAGGCCUAGAUGGAUCGCUUUUGGUAUUUACACGGUGGUGUUGUUUUGUUGCUUGACCAUGCUACCACACUUUUUAUACGGACCAGGUGAAGACGCCCUUGUUUUAACCAAGGAGUACGGCCCAAAACUUCAAACAUCAAACCUAUCAGACUUGACGAUUGACGAAUUGCCAGAAAAGCAACGUAAAUUUCUUUGUCUAAAUCGUACAAAUGACCAGUACUGCGAAGAAGAGGAAGGCAACUUUGCACCUCAGGCGUUACUUUUUAUAGCUCAACUUGUCUCGGGCAUCGGUGGAUCUUUAUAUUAUACUCUUGGGGUCUCUUAUAUGGACGAUAACAUACAGAAAUCUAAGACGCCAGCUCUCAUUAGUUUUUCUUAUUUUUUGAGGAUGUUAGGUCCAGCAAUUGGAUAUGGACUAGCAUCUUUUGCGCUAAAAUUUUAUAUCAGUCCUACUCUUACACCGACUAUUACUAUGCAAGAUCCGAGGUGGCUAGGAGCAUGGUGGCUUGGCUGGAUAAUCCUAGCAAUUCUUUUAUUCAUCUUUGCUAGCAUCUUGGCCUUGUUUCCAAAAACUUUACCUCGUGCUGCAGCUCGUAAGAUAUUACGAAAUAAAUCAGCGGCUAGUUUUACAGACAAACAACAAGAGCAAGAGCUUCCUGCAUCUUUGAACGAUAUGAUACGAACAUUCAAACGAUUGUUAACAAAUACAACUCUCAUGUGCAAUAACUUGGCUGCUGUGUUCUACUUUAUGGGUUACAUGCCAUAUUGGAUUUUUAUGCCCAAGUAUAUUGAGACUCAGUAUAAACAAUCUGCUUCUGCAUCAUCUCUCAUCACUGGUACAGUUGGUCUUGUCUUCAGUGCUUUUGGCAUUCUUCUGUCAGGAUUGAUUAUCUCCAAAUAUAAGCCGAAGGCUAGAUAUCUUGCUGCAUGGAAUGUGGCGGUUGGUGCAAUAUCAAUUUUUGGUAUGAUCUCGUAUGCCUUUCUGGGUUGUCCUGCUAACGACAAUCAAAUUGCAGUCGAUAGUAGUGGAGCUUUGAAGACUUUUUUACCUUGUAAUGAACAGUGUCAUUGCGACUAUGUUACCUACAAUCCUGUCUGCUCAACGGAUAGAUACACUUUCAUAUCAGCAUGUCAUGCUGGAUGUAAAACUGUCAAGUUCGAUGGUCGAGGGAGAAAGAUAUACUCGGAUUGUAGUUGUGUCAAACCUAGUCUUCCUCAGAUUUUUAACCAAAUUACACAAAAUGAAACCCUAACAAUUUCAUCAAGUGAUACUAUAAAUCAUCUACAAGCAUCAUCUUCUUUAAAUUUUACUACUCCUGGAGCUUGCGAAAUAGACUGCCUGGAUAAAUUUUAUAUAUUUUUAGCUGUCGUCUGUCUUUUGAAAUUUAGUGGAGCUACAGGAAGAGCAUCAAAUUUUCUUGUCUCUGUAAGAUGUGUAGAAGAUAAAGACAAGACGGUUGCAAUGGGUUUCAGUUUAACAAUUAUGAGUCUUUUUGCAUUCAUACCAUCACCCAUUCUUUUUGGAUUCAUACUCGAUAAAACUUGUCUUGUAUGGGGUAAAACGUGUACUGGCACCGGGAAUUGUUGGUUGUACAACGGAGAAACACUGCGUUACCUUUUAAAUUUUACAGCAGCAAGCUUCGUUACAUUGGGUACGCUGUUUGAUGUCGGUGUGUGGUAUUACGUAAAAGAUGUCAAAAUAUUUGAUGAAGAAGUUGAAUUAGAAAAUAUUAACGAACAGCCUAGUAAUACGUGAAAAAAAAUAUAAUUUUGUUAUUGGACAAUCAAUGUUAUAAAAUCAUUACUAGUCUGAAAUAUCAAUGCAGGAAAACAAUUUAUUUCCAGAUACUUCACCGGAAGAUGUCACCAAUUAAAAAUUAUUAUUACUAUUUUUUACUGAAUUUUAUACCGAAUUUAAAAAACGUUUAUAAAAGAUUGGUGAAAAAUGUCACUGAAUGUUAUUUAAUUUAAAAAUAAAUGAGUUUAUAACGGA
Molecule: messenger RNA, 3316 nt
Organism: Phymastichus coffea
Lineage: Eukaryota; Metazoa; Arthropoda; Insecta; Hymenoptera; Eulophidae
Gene: Oatp58Dc
Product: solute carrier organic anion transporter family member 74D
Exons: 9
Coding region: 911-3079 (722 amino acids)
Biological process (GO): sodium-independent organic anion transport; transmembrane transport
Cellular component (GO): membrane
Molecular function (GO): protein binding
Source: RefSeq, a predicted model, not a curated record